GGUGAUGUGCCACGAGAGACUCUCCAUCACAAGCUAUCCUCCAAAGACUUUCUAACAAUCUAUGAAGCAACUGAUUAUGACAUGAGACAUUUCAUUGCGAUCUCGUUACCUUGACUAUCAUCCAACCCCCUUCUCGCCGGAGUCAAUUCUCGGACUGACUUCAAUUUGGGUUGCUCUUGUCUUUAUUCUUGUUGACUCAACUCACACACGCAUUUUCGACCUUUGAAUCCAUGAGAUUGAUCGAAGCAAAGAUAGGAACUUAGAUUCUCAUCUGGAUCCUGGGAUAACACGACCUUCUCACCCUUUCUUUUCCACAAUCAUAUUACCCCAUCGAGGAAGGAACUCCCGCGGGUCUUUCGUCUUUGACAUGAGGAAUUGUAUAGCCUAUCGCAGACCUCGUUGUUAAAUUCGAAAGCAUGGCAUACGUACCCUAAAGCUUCUUUCCAGAUCAUUCUUUGCCCUUCAAAUAUAACAAGAUACGUUGUCUUGAAUUACUGCUGGCAUGACUCGAGAAUCGGUCAGCACUUAGCCCGUUCCAUCUACACUUUCAGGACCGGAAAGAGAUAUUACAACAUACACCUUCUCAACUUGACCAUAACAUCAACAAUAGUCAAUUCAAUCAUAAUCAAAUCUUUACAGAUAGUACCAGUUCAUUCGGGAGAGAUCAUGCAGAAGUUAAUAAAGCCAUAUUUGCGUUACUUCAGUAUCUGUUCUCUUCUCAAUACAUACCUAAUCUUCUGUCUCGAAUAGAAAGAAUUCCAUUGUACUAAACUUGCGCAGUGCCAGUCACGGAUCUAUUCACUCGAUUACUAUUGAAAAUGACACUCCCAUCUCAAAUGACGGCAAGGGAAUUCUUCAACAACAGCCUACCACAAACAUCGAAUUAUCACGAUAUUACGUCGUUCGCAACAUUUAUCUACCCAAAAAUAUAAACAAUGGAGACAAUAAAAUUUGCAACAUGUAUCAUGAGGGGCAAGCACACAAUUAAACUGGCUGCGAAAGGAUAUGUACGCAUCUCCAGAGUUCUUCCUCUCAUUAUGUAUGCGGUCCUCUGCCAGGUACCAAGAACCUUCAAACAGAACAUUUUGAUGAAAAAAACGAUCUAUUUGAGGAGUCUGGUUUUCCAAACAAUCCUCACAAACUUUCGAGAAUUGACACUAGGGAUUUUUGUGGACACCAGGCUCAAAUUCUUCCUGGGAUUACGGUACCGAAAACAGGUCAUGAAGAUAGAAAAUAUAUGGCCAGAUCCUCUAUACCAAUUUCUGAGUCUCUGCCCGAUUUCAGAAGUAGAAGAGAUACAUACAGAGAUAAAGGCACCGUCGUACACAGUGGUUCGGUCCCCAAACUCGAAUAUCCCUCUGUCCUUGAGUCCAACAACUGGCGUACAAUCGAAAAGGAGACUAGCACCUCUCAUAGCAAGAAAAACAUCAAUCUUACACGUGCCGACGUCUUUAAAUAUGAUCGUACUAUCACUGCAAAGAUGACUCUGAGGCAAAGUGGUGGUCUUGCCAAGAAAUAUGAGAGGAAAGCUCAACGCACCAAGUUACCUGAUAGGCCAUGUACCACAUCUCUUACUCCUAUUCCGCUCAGCAUAUGCAGCUUUGUCAACGGUAAAGAGAAGGAAGAUAGAAUGAUACUUGCUCGCCAUCCUGCUGUUCAUGACGAACCCAAUGCCAAACAUUCAAUUUCCCAACUCUGCCCGUCUAUCAAUAACAAGUCAAUUAAUUACAGGCCCAUAUCUUUCAUUGAUCUUACAGGCCCACUUCAUUCUAAUUUUUCGUCAAAUCAUCAAAGUCAACAGCUCUACCCAAGCGAUCCCGAAUCACUGGAACCAGUAGCGAACGGCAAGUAUCCAAAGAGAGAGCAUGUUGUAGACCUAACAUUGGACUCUUCCACUCAACAAAAACCAUUCAAGAGGUCUCUGGUCACUGACAGUCGCCAAAGUGGCUCGGCUCGAAGUCAUUCCAGCAAUAACGCAACUUACGGAUCUCAUAAUCAAACACUUCUUUCUCCGGAACUCAAACACUGGAUGAGUUUCAAUCCGAUUAAACACAUUGUUCUUUGUUCUAAAGAUUCACGAGAUAUUUCAGACGGAAUAUACGACAAGAGCAGUGCGAUUUCUUCAACAUCAGACGAUAUUACGGCCUUGCUCAACAUCAAAAUUGAUAAUACCAAUAUCCACUCCGUACAUCUCAAAGAUCACCAAGCCGAUUCACCGAUUCCCUCCCUAGGUAACACUAACAAUAUGCACGGUUACUCUUCUAAAAGCUCAUUGAAAUUCGUCUCUACCAUCAGAUCUGCGGCAAUUGGUGAUAUAAUACUUCUGGUAUCAUUGGGUAUUCAAGGUAUUUCCAACUCACCUCGUGCGUGGGUGGAUUUGAGAGAGAAUUCCCCAGCAUAUAAAUUUUUAGUUGCUAUACAAAAACUUGGGAAUAUCAACUCGGAUCGAGGUUUAUUGUGGCGUAUUACAGAGAAACGAACGUGUUUGAUUUUCCCCUUGUAUCAACUUGUGCGAGUGUGUCUGGGGUUGGAAAGUCCAUGUGACGAAGCAAAGUUAUAUUCGGAGUACAUGACACUGUCGAAUGAUGCGCGUAAAGCUCUGAGGAAAACAGAGGCUAGUGUGGGAAGCGGAAACAAUGCCAACCAACACGCUCGAGCCUUAUUAUUCCGGUGGGCGUGCCCCAUUGACGGCUGCGGGAUGACUUGGUAUAGAAGCCUUGCUGGAGACCAAGAAUGGCAAACCCAUUGUAUGGUGGAGCACGAUGGUUUCCACAAACUCGUUUGUCCUCUGGCUGCCUGUAGGUCCAGGGUGUUCCGUGAUUACAAGGGGGUUAUUGAGCAUAUAGAGAAUGUACACAUUGCAGCGUUGGGUCUGCGAGAUCAUUAUCGUAACUCGCACGAUCGUGACAGGACUCUAUCCGACUUCCGAUUUACUUAGAAUAUUAGCAAAUGUGGCAAUACACGUUGCAGUUAUACAAACCAGCUUGCCCUAGAUACUCAUGUGGAAUUUUUUCACCCAUAUUCAGCUUGGAAAGAUCGCUUAAAAGAUUUUCCAAGCCUAGCAGAACAAAUCCAAAGCAAGUGGUCAACGGAAGAUCUUGGACCAUAUGACGGGACCGCUCUGAGCGAAGCUUUUCAAAUUAUUGAUGCGACAGUCGGUAGUCAAGGUACAGUUAUAGUGGGACGAAACGAAACAGAUCAAGGCGCAUUCCAUGGCAUGAAAUCACUCGAGAAAUCCUGGCGUUUCAUGGCAGAUUUCCUGAAAGCAACACAACAGCCUCUCCGAGCAGGAUUUCGAAUUCUUUAAUGCAAGAUUUAAAUGAGCUCUAUUGCAAGUAAUUGCUGCAAUGUAUUUUUCUAUCUAAGUUUUUUUAAUAUGGGAUGAGAUCUGGCAUUACUUAGCUAUGGAAGGCACAAAUAAAUGUCUCGUGAUGACAGUUCUGACGAUGAGAUCGAUUGUGCCAUAUUUAAUAGCUACAUGCUAGAUGGAGGAUUAGAUAUGACUGAAGAUACACGAGAUAAAAUACAUUUCAACAUAAAUUUGCUUGGCAUUCACACAAUUAAUUGCUAGUCAGAGAGUUCUCGGGUCAAAGAAUAAAUCCCUUAAGCCACAAUCAGGCGAUGUCACUCCAAGCCAUACAUAGCCAACUAUUUCAUUAUUCAUAACACAUCUCACAAUAUCGUUCAUUCUUUAUUGGCUAUAACCUGGGUAUUCUACUGUGAAGAUAUGAUCAGAUAUCACGGCAUGUGCUUCACAACUUCGAGAUCGAUUGGUAUUUGAAAUAGUAAUGAUGUAUACGUGUGUAUCACUGGGAAGAGGAUUGACGGCGAGAAGAAUAAGAUUAUAUCUAAUUUACAAUCCUGUUUAUAGUUGAAUGUAUUUACUUCGAUCCCAAUAUAGAGUAGGAAUCUAAGAAUCUUAAUAAUUUGAUUUUGUGA
Messenger RNA from Botrytis cinerea B05.10, 3939 nucleotides. RefSeq lists its product as hypothetical. The coding region runs from base 1238 to 2938 and encodes 566 amino acids. The record is from RefSeq and is a predicted model, not a curated record. NCBI's taxonomy places the organism in Eukaryota, Fungi, Ascomycota, Leotiomycetes, Helotiales, Sclerotiniaceae. The transcript is spliced from 2 exons.